This is a messenger RNA of Micropterus salmoides (largemouth bass), 2612 nucleotides long. Its product is annotated as KH-type splicing regulatory protein. Gene Ontology annotation, molecular function: mRNA binding. The coding region runs from base 148 to 2130 and encodes 660 amino acids. NCBI's taxonomy places the organism in Eukaryota, Metazoa, Chordata, Actinopteri, Centrarchiformes, Centrarchidae. The transcript has 18 exons. Gene Ontology annotation, cellular component: cytoplasm; nucleus. The record is from RefSeq and is a predicted model, not a curated record. Gene Ontology annotation, biological process: regulation of DNA-templated transcription.
GCAGGGAAGUUUGCCGGCGUGGUAGGCAGCCUCGCUCACAUUGGUGUCUCUCUUACGCUCUUGCUUAGCCUUCCCGCUUCUGCGCAGCUCGACCCGGCCAAAGCUAUUCAGCCUGCCCCCUGUAUCUAUUUGCCCCUUGUGAGCAGCAUGUCUGAUUACGGCGCUCUGCCGACUAAUGGAGUCGGCGCGGGAAUGAAAAACGACGCUUUUGCAGAUGCUGUACAACGGGCCAGACAGAUUGCAGCUAAAAUUGGUGGAGACGGCGUUCCUUCGGUGAGCAACAACGGUGGAGCUGAGAACUAUCCAUUCACAGCACAGAAACGAUCCCUGGAAGAAGCGGAUGAACCUGAUGCCAAGAAGGUAGCAUCACAGAACGAAAUGGAUUCCCCAUUGUCUAUUGAAGCUCAGCUGGCUGCCCUGUCUCAACAAAGUGUCAGGGGCUCCACAAUAACAGAAGAGUACAGGGUGCCUGAUGGCAUGGUCGGUCUAAUUAUUGGCCGAGGAGGUGAACAGAUUAACAAAAUACAGCAGGAUUCUGGCUGCAAAGUCCAGAUUGCUCAUGACAGUGCCGGCCUUUCAGAAAGAAGCGUUUCUCUGACAGGGUCACCAGAUGCUGUACAGAGAGCCAAGGCACUUAUAGAUGACAUAGUGUCAAGAGGUCACGAGUCGACCAAUGGGCAGUCAGGUUCCAUGCAGGAGAUGAUCAUCCCUGCAGGCAAGGCCGGCCUUAUUAUAGGCAAAGGAGGAGAGACCAUCAAACAGCUUCAGGAGCGGGCUGGAGUCAAAAUGAUUCUUAUUCAAGACGGAUCCCAGCCACCCAACAUUGAUAAACCCCUGCGCAUCAUUGGAGACCCCUACAAAGUGCAGCAAGCAAAGGAGAUGGUUAAUGAGAUUCUACGGGACAGGGAUCAUGCAGGUUUUGGAGACAGGAACGAAUACGGCUCAAGGAUGGGAGGAGGAGGAGGCGGCGGCGGCGGCGGCGGCAUCGAUAUAGCUGUGCCCCGUCACUCUGUUGGAGUUGUGAUUGGCCGAAGUGGGGAGAUGAUCAAGAAGAUCCAGAGCGAUGCUGGAGUGAAGAUACAGUUUAAACCAGAUGACGGUACCGGUCCUGAGAAAAUAGCCCAUAUUAUGGGUCCACCAGACCAGUGUCAGCAUGCUGCCUCAAUCAUUACUGACCUGCUACAGAGUAUCCGUGCCCGAGAGGAGGGUGGGCAGGGGGGCCCCCCAGGUCCUGGUUCAGGGAUGCCACCUGGUGGGCGAGGACGGGGUAGAGGCCAGGGGAACUGGGGUCCUCCGGGGGGAGAGAUGACCUUCUCCAUUCCUGCUCACAAAUGUGGGCUCGUCAUUGGCAGAGGAGGAGAGAAUGUCAAGUCCAUUAACCAACAGACUGGUGCAUUUGUGGAGAUAUCUCGUCAGCCACCGCCAAACGGUGACCCAAACUUCAAACUGUUCAUCAUCCGAGGGUCCCCGCAGCAGAUUGACCACGCAAAGCAGCUCAUAGAAGAGAAGAUUGAGGCUCCGUUGUGUCCAGUGGGAAGUGGUCCUGGUCCAGGAGGCCCAGGUGGUCCAAUGGGUCCCUAUAAUCCCAACCCUUAUAAUCCAGGUCCUCCUGGUGGUGCUCCUCAUGGAGCCGCGCCUGGUGGCCCCCAGUUCUGUCCUCAAGGUUGGGGAAAUACCUAUCAGCAGUGGCAAGCCCCAGGUCCACAAGACCCCAAUAAGGCAGCAGCAGACCCAAACGCAGCAUGGGCAGCCUACUAUGCACAGUAUUAUGGCCAACAGCCAGGGGGAGCCAUGGCAUCCCAGGCUCCAGGAGGCGCCGCAGUGGGAGCUCCAGGGGACCAGAGCCAAGGAGCUCAGGCCUCUGGGGGCCAGCCAGACUACACUAAAGCUUGGGAGGAAUACUACAAGAAAAUGGGCAUGACCCAGCCAGCUGCAGCGGCAGCACCUGCUCCAGCUGCAGCAGCAGCGCCUGCAGCAGCAGCAGCAGCAGGAGGAGGAGGAGCUGGAGGCCAGCAGGACUACAGCGCAGCCUGGGCUGAGUACUACAGACAGCAGGCUGCCUACUAUGGACAGGGAGGGCAGGUGCCAGGACAGGCAGCUGCUCCACAGCAGGGACAACAGGCCCAGUAAACGAAUCGCAUCCGUUGGAUUGUUGCGAUGGCUCUCUGGACUUGCUUGUUUUUUCUAUCAAGAUUUCCUUUUUGGCUUUGAGUCAAGACCAUGAUUUACUCAUCCACCCAGACAUUUUCUAUUCCAACCUUCUUGUUGUUGUUUUUUUUAAGUCAAAAUUGAAGAAAGGAAAAAGGGAACACAUUUUGCCCAUGGAUUGAACAAAGCACUAAAUAAAUGCUUGGGUCAUUGUUCAUUUUGCUCCUUCACCUCACCCACACCUUUUUAAUACAUCUGAACUUUUUUUUUUUUUAAAUGUGAAAUGAUAACCAUCUUUGCUUGCAAGCUAGCACAAUAGCAUCUCAACACUGACUCACAUUCAUGUUGUUUUUUUUCCCCUUCUAUUUCCCGAGGGUAAAAAAAAAAACUGUCUAGCAGUAUUUUGAAUAUAUCCAGAAAUUAUGUUUGUGUAAAGAAAAACAAAAACAGAAUUUUUUUUUUUU